Molecule: messenger RNA, 2744 nt
Organism: Manis pentadactyla (Chinese pangolin)
Lineage: Eukaryota; Metazoa; Chordata; Mammalia; Pholidota; Manidae
Gene: PADI2
Product: peptidyl arginine deiminase 2
Exons: 16
Coding region: 70-2103 (677 amino acids)
Cellular component (GO): cytoplasm
Molecular function (GO): calcium ion binding; protein-arginine deiminase activity
Source: RefSeq, a predicted model, not a curated record
GGCAGGAUAAAGGCAGAGCGCCGGCCCGGAGUGGGCUGCUGGGGUGAGCGCACCUGCCACGGGGGCUGGAUGAGCUGGGACACAGGGCCGGCCACGGCGGGAAAGAUGCUACACGAGCGGACGGUGCGGCUGCAGUACGGGAGCCGCAUAGAGGCGGUGUAUGUGCUGGGCACGCAGCUCUGGACCGAUGUCUACAGCGCAGCCCCCGCCGGGGCCCACACCUUCAGCCUGAAGCACUCGGAGCGCGUGCAGGUAGAGGUGGUACGUGAUGGGCAGGCCGAGGAGGUGGCCACGAAUGGCAAACAGCGCUGGCUCCUCUCACCGAGCACCACAUUGAGGCUCACCAUGAGCCAAGCGAGCACCGAGGCCAGCAGUGACAAGGUCACCGUCAACUACUAUGAGGAGGAAGGGAACAUCCCCAUCGACCAGGCUGGGCUCUUCCUCACGGCCAUUGAGAUCUCCCUGGAUGUGGAUGCCGACCGGGACGGCGUGGUGGAAAAGAACAACCCAAAAAAGGCGACCUGGACCUGGGGCCCCGAGGGCCAGGGAGCCAUCCUGCUGGUGAACUGUGACCGAGACACGCCAUGGUUGCCCAAGGAGGACUGCAGUGACCAGAAGGUCUACAGCAAGGAAGACCUCAAGGACAUGUCCCAAAUGAUCCUGAGGACCAAAGGCCCGGACCGCCUUCCUGCCGGAUAUGAGAUGGUUCUCUACAUUUCCAUGUCGGACUCGGACAAAGUGGGCGUCUUCUACGUGGAGAACCCCUUUUUCGGCCAGCGUUAUAUCCACAUUCUGGGCCGCAAGAAGCUCUACCAUGUGGUCAAGUACACAGGCGGCUCCGCGGAGCUGAUGUUCUUCGUGGAAGGUCUGCGUUUUCCCGACGAAGGCUUCUCAGGCCUGGUCUCCAUCCACGUCAGCCUGCUGGAGUAUAUGGCUGCGGAGAUUCCCCUGACACCCAUCUUCACUGACACCGUGAAAUUCCGUAUUGCUCCAUGGAUCAUGACCCCCAACAUCCUGCCCCCCGUGUCGGUGUUUGUGUGCUGCAUGAAGGACAACUACCUGUUCCUGAAAGAGGUAAAGAACCUGGUAGAGAAAACCAACUAUGAACUGAAGGUCUGCUUCCAGUACUUGAACCGAGGUGACCGCUGGAUCCAGGAUGAAAUCGAGUUUGGCUACAUUGAGGCCCCCCACAAAGGCUUCCCUGUUGUACUGGACUCCCCCCGAGAUGGGAACCUGAAGGACUUCCCAGUGAAGGAGCUCCUGGGCCCAGAUUUCGGCUAUGUGACCCGGGAGCCUCUCUUUGAGCCUGUCACCAGCCUUGAUUCCUUUGGGAACCUGGAAGUCAGUCCCCCAGUGACUGUGAAUGGCAAGACAUACCCCCUGGGCCGGAUCCUCAUCGGGAGCAGCUUUCCUCUGUCCGGUGGCCGGAGGAUGACCAAGGUGGUGCGCGACUUCCUGCAGGCCCAGCAGGUACAGGCGCCCGUGGAGCUCUACUCUGACUGGCUGACCGUGGGCCACGUGGACGAGUUUAUGACCUUCGUUCCCAUCCCAGGCACAAAGGAAUUCCGGAUGCUCAUGGCCAGCACUGCAGCCUGCUACAAGCUCUUCCGAGAGAAGCAGAAGGAAGGCCACGGGGAGGCCAUCAUGUUCAAAGGCUUGGGUGGGAUGAGCAGCAAGCGAAUCACCAUCAACAAGAUUCUGUCCAAUGAAAGCCUCGUGCAGGAGAACCAGUACUUCCAGCGCUGCCUAGACUGGAACCGUGACAUCCUCAAGAAGGAGCUGGGGCUCACAGAGCAGGAUAUCAUUGAUCUGCCCGCUCUGUUCAAGAUGGAUGAGGACCGCCAGGCCAGAGCCUUCUUCCCAAACAUGGUGAACAUGAUUGUCCUCAACAAGGACCUGGGCAUCCCCAAGCCCUUCGGACCGCAGGUGGAGGAGGAGUGCUGCCUGGAGAUGCACGUGCGCUCCCUGCUGGAGCCCCUGGGCCUCUGCUGCACCUUCGUCGAUGACAUCUCUGCCUACCACAAGUUUCUGGGGGAAGUCCACUGUGGCACCAACGUCCACAGGAAGCCCUUCACCUUCAAGUGGUGGCACAUGGUGCCCUGACCUGCAAGGGCUGCUCUGUGCUGGCCUCAGCCUAUCAGUAACCAGCGCUGUGGCUGGACCAGACCCUGUGGUUCUUACUAUGAUUACAAAAUACCCUUUGGCAAUAACCAUCAGGAAACUUUGGGGGGAAAAGUUGAUUACUUACAGGACCUUGAAAUUACAUGGCACGCCUGGGGCCACACAGUGAGGUCAUGGGAGAGAGUGUGCGCAGGGCUGGGUUUCCCCUUAAAGGGGUCUAGGGUGGGGGCCUAGGAUUUCCAGGACUCACUUUUUGUUAGUGAACUUAAAACAUAAGAACCAGAAUUUAAAGCUAGGGAAGAGAAAAAACAAGCAGCCCAAAUGAUCAUAGGUUGAAACCAAUGAAGGGUUUUUAAACAAAGGGCCUUGCGGGGAGGGGGUCUGUGCAGCCUAGCCUUCUCUCUGGUUGUGUGGCUGGCAGUGUGCUUAUUUGACAUAGUGUCUUUGAAAAUGGGUGCCUCUGUAAUUGAAGCUUAAGUCAGGCACCUGCAAUACAAAAAGAGGAAACCCAACUGUCAGGGCUACACUACAGAGGCCUUGGCCUUCCGUCCUUCCCUGCAUCCUCCACACCCCCCCUGCACCCCCCGCCUGACUGGACUGGGCAGCCCCACCAGGAGACCUUC